UUCAGAACAGCAUACUAUGUUGCAAAAAGUGAAUUACCAUUGGCAAAAUUUAGCAGCCUUUGCAAACUUCAAAAAGCAAAUGGCCUAGACCUUGGUUCCACUUACCUCAAUGACCAUGCUUGCAGAGAAUUUAUUGGAGCAAUAGCACAAACGACAAGAAACCAGAUUGAAAAGGAAAUCCAAGAAAGCAGGUUCUUAUCAAUUCUUGCAGAUGGCAGUACAGACACUGGUAUAAUAGAACAAGAACUGGUUCAUGUCAGAUAUGUGAGAGAUAAUGGAGACAUAUCCACAUACAUGAUCAAAUGUCAGCCAGUCAAGAGUGCAAAUGCUACAGGUGUUUUAGAAGCCAUUGAUGAGGCAGUGAACACGAUGGGUAUCAAGGAAGACACAUGGAAAAGGAAGGUAGUGUGUGCAAGAUUUGAUGGAGCUGCAGUGAUGAUGGGUGAGAAAACAGGAGUGGCUGGGAGACUGAAACAGAGGAUACCCCACAUCAUAACAAUUAACUGUGUGGCACACAAGUUAGAGCUAGCCGUGCUGGAUAGUGUGAAAGGCUGUGAGUACCUGGUGAAAUUUGAAGAUACACUGAAAACCAUCUUUAAGAUGUACUACUACUCCCCAAAGAAGCGAAGAGAAUUGGCAGAAAUAAGUGAACUGCUAAAUGAGAAAGUGGCACAUUUCAGUGGCCUGAAGAGCACACGGUGGCUUCCAAGCAGGCUAAGAUGUCUUAAGGCUGUGGAAAAAAAUNACACUUCCACUGUUAUUCACAUGGAGAAUAUGGGAGGAGGAAGUGAAAUUAAGCCAGAGGAUGCUGCCAAAGCAAAGGGGGUGGUGCAGGAGAUGAAGACUGAGAAAUUUGUUCACUUCCUACAUUUUAUGCUGGACUACAGUACCAUCUUAUCCAAGUGCAGUACUGAUUUUCAGCAUGACAAUUUAAACAUCACACGAACAAAUCAGUUAGUUCAGGGUACCGCAUCACGCUUAACCGAGUGA
Monopterus albus (swamp eel) is the source of this 990-nucleotide messenger RNA. Its product is annotated as zinc finger protein 862. The transcript has 2 exons. The coding region runs from base 295 to 990 and encodes 231 amino acids. The record is from RefSeq and is a predicted model, not a curated record. Lineage: Eukaryota; Metazoa; Chordata; Actinopteri; Synbranchiformes; Synbranchidae.